Molecule: messenger RNA, 503 nt
Organism: Amoebophrya sp. A120
Lineage: Eukaryota; Dinophyceae; Syndiniales; Amoebophryaceae
Source: the annotation of a GenBank genome assembly
AUUUGAUUCAACUAAGGGAGGAAAGGGGGGUGGAAAUGCUGGACGGUGUCGCAAACGACGCAGCCUGCUACCCGGGGAUGUGCCACAAGGCGGAAUACUGCUCGAGUCAUCCGCACACAAUGUUGCUUACCCUACAGGCCGUCGGGGUGCUAUCCUGAAUAAGAUUGUCACCAUCUUCACGCUCAGCUUGUGGUGCAUGAUUCGCCAACAUUAAUUUGUCAUGUUCGUACGUCUGCUUGCAUUAGCUAUUACAAAUUAGGUUCGUUUUUGCACCGCAAACAGAAAGAAAAUGCUGGUAAUUUUUUCUGGGACAAGAGCUGGGGAUUGUGAACGAGCGGCUGACAUGCUGCAAGUUCGUCUCGUUACUGCAGGUGGUCCCCGCGUACUGCCAAAAAUUUUACAAGCGAGAAGGAUUGGUCGACCUAAUGGAACUCUGUACGACGAGCUGGACCGCCGACUAUCAUCCGGCACGCUUGCAACGAAGAGACGAAAGCUUUAAUGCC